Molecule: messenger RNA, 678 nt
Organism: Bombyx mandarina (wild silkworm)
Lineage: Eukaryota; Metazoa; Arthropoda; Insecta; Lepidoptera; Bombycidae
Source: RefSeq, a predicted model, not a curated record
AUGAGCACAAGAAUGGAGCGGCCAGGGCGACGCACGAAGACUGGCUCUCUGAGCGGAUUAUCGGGCGGAGUGCCAAGCUCGUGCGGCGUGCGGCGCCAGCGGUCGCUCGAGUGGGGCGGUGACCGCUACAGCAGUAGUGACGAGGACCGCCCGCCGCAGCCGCCGCCGCUCGCAGACAGAGUCUUCGCUUCGCUUUUAGCACAGGCCACGCAACAGUUUGACGAUGAGCAAAGACGAAUCUACGGCUCGGAAGCGGGCGACAAUCCUCCUCGCUACGUCAGCAGUCCUCAAAGACAAGCAUCACCAUUCCCGUUAGAGAGCACCAAUCGACGUUAUUAUAGAAGAAACAGGAACUCUAAAGGUGAGGAAAUAUUUAGUGGGGAUGUUGGCGGUGGCACCCUGUCUCGCCGUCGACGCGGAGAUGACUUCGUUCAGGAAAAUAACAUUCGGAACAAUCGUCUUUGCCUCAAUAAUGGUACCUCAAGCUCUGGGGGUCAGGGUGAGCGUGAAUGCGAGUCACCUCCUGAGCCGGCUCCUCCCGAAGUGCCUCCGAGAGGGCCAUCAUUGCACGUCACUUUGCGCCAUCGACCUUGCGAACAGAAUGCGGAACCUGAUCGUCUUUAUUUAUCUGAAGGUAAGAAGAGGUGGUUUUUUAACCUUUGCAUCAAAGGGCAUUAA